AUGAAAGCUCUGCAAGCUAGUGGGCUGCCCAGGAUUUUUUCCUUUCUGGCACGGGCAUUCGAAGUCAGAACGGCUACGGAACUUGGCGCACUGGACGUGCUGACAGUCAUCAGUAUGCCAAGCUAUGGACGGAGACGAUGUGAAACCAAUGACCCGGUACAAUAUUCGUCGCCAAGAGCUGAAUCUUCAUUUGGAGACACUGAAUUGCUGCCUCAUGACGCGUGUGCAUCGGCUGACCUCGCCCGUUGGUACAAGGCCACCGAUACACGUGUCAGCAAAGGCCACAUGUCGCAUGUCAUGUUCAACUAUCCUUCAGUGAUGCAACGAGGCUUGGCAACCCCAGGUUUCAGCUCCACGCAAGCUUACCCACCUCGAUACGCCAGCGCAAAACCAAGGGCAAAGGCCUCCCUCUGCUGGGUAUCGACGUGGCAAGAUUCCGAAAUUGAGGCUCAACAUGGCGCCAAGGAGCGGAGUGGCAGAGUGGUGCAUUCACAUGCAACAUGUCACGAGAUGCCGCCUAGACUUACAAGGGAUCCUCUUGGCAACGAGCAUAGACGUAGCCUGCAGAAUAAAGCAAGGCACAAGAGCAUGGCUGUCAAUAUGGCUUCGCGCUUAGAUCCCUGCAUAAUCUAUGCAAGUUUUAAGCUUGUUUACAAGAUUCGUAUCUGUGAUAUGGACCAUUGCCGUUCCGAGUUGUGCAGAACACUAAUUUCCCAUACUAUUGUAUUCCGAAUCCUCUCAAUCGCUCAUAUGGUGUCCAACGUGUUUGCGGUCGCGGUUGCGGCGUGGGUAGUUCAAAUGGCGACGGCACUCCCGGCAGAUUCUUCUAUUAAUGUUGUCGGCGGAACUGGAUCUGAUGGGUCCAAAACGCCCUUCAUUGUUGCUCUGCAGAACAAUCGCCGAUUCUUUUGCGGUGGCUCGCUUGCGGACGAUCAAACCGUCAUCACGGCUGCUCAUUGUAUCCAGGAUCCAAGAGACGUUCAAAGGUUGACGAUUCGCGCUGGAUCACUAUCUCCAUCAUCCGGCGGCACUGUGGUUCCUGUAGCUUCUGCUAUAGUUCACCCCGAGUGGGAUCCUGACAGGUUCAAUAAUGACAUUGCCAUUUUGAAACUAGCGAAAUCGGUAGGCGGCAAUCAGUCGCUUGGCUUUGCCCCCUUACCGAAGCAGGACUCUGACCCUACAGAAGGAACUAACUUGGUCGUGGCUGGCUGGGGAGCAACAAGGGAAGGAUCAAAGAAUCUCCCUGGGCAACUGCGAGAAGUUGCGGUUCCGGUACAAAAUAUGGGGAGCUCGCAGUCAAAGGACGACGAUUUUUAG
Molecule: messenger RNA, 1317 nt
Organism: Metarhizium acridum CQMa 102
Lineage: Eukaryota; Fungi; Ascomycota; Sordariomycetes; Hypocreales; Clavicipitaceae
Source: RefSeq, a predicted model, not a curated record